This is a messenger RNA of Phycodurus eques (leafy seadragon), 2163 nucleotides long. It is a transcript of the gene arrb1, whose product is annotated as arrestin, beta 1. Gene Ontology annotation, biological process: G protein-coupled receptor internalization; visual perception; signal transduction. Gene Ontology annotation, molecular function: G protein-coupled receptor binding. The record is from RefSeq and is a predicted model, not a curated record. The transcript is spliced from 16 exons. Lineage: Eukaryota; Metazoa; Chordata; Actinopteri; Syngnathiformes; Syngnathidae. Bases 39 to 1280 code for a protein of 413 amino acids.
CUUCAUCUCCAUCGGUGUGUCCGCUUGCUGGCGUCAGGAUGGCAGAUAAAGGAACCAGAGUAUUUAAAAAAGCAAGUCCCAAUGGGAAGCUCGCCGUCUAUCUGGGCAAGAGAGACUUCGCGGACCGCGCGGACCGAGCGGAGCCCGUGGAUGGCGUCGUCCUGAUUGAUCCGGAGUACUUGAAGGAGAGAAAAGCGUUCGUGACGCUCAACUGCGCGUUCCGAUACGGACGGGAAGAUUUGGACGUGCUGGGCUUGACGUUCCGUAAAGAUCUGUUCGUGGCCCACGCGCAGGUGUUCCCUCCUCUUGGCGAGGAAAAGAACCACUUGACUCGUUUGCAGGAACGUCUGACGAAGAAGCUGGGAGAACACGCCUACCCGUUCACCUUCCAGAUCCCGCUGAACCUGCCGUGUUCCGUCACGCUGCAGCCGGGUCCCGAGGACACCGGAAAGGCCUGCGGCGUGGACUUUGAAGUCAAAGUGUUUUGUGCGGACAACGCCGAAGAAAAGAUCCACAAAAGGAACUCCGUUCGUCUGGCGAUCCGGAAGAUUCGGUUCGCUCCCGAGAAACCCGGGCCUCAGCCCACCGCCGAGACCACCAGACACUUCCUGAUGUCGGACAAACCUCUGCACCUGGAGGCGUCUCUGGACAAGCAGAUUUACUACCACGGCGAGCCCAUCAGCGUCAACGUUCACGUCACCAACGACACCAACAAGACGGUGAAGAAGAUGAAGGUGUCAGUGCGACAAUACGCCGACAUCUGCCUGUUCAACACGGCGCAGUACAAGUGUCCGGUGGCCAGCCAAGAGUCCGAUGACGUCGUCGCUUCCGGUUCGACGUUCUGCAAAGUUUUCACGCUGACGCCGUUUCUGUCCAACAAUCGAGAGAAGCGAGGCCUGGCGCUCGACGGGAAGUUGAAGCACGAAGACACAAACUUGGCCUCCAGCACGCAGUUGCGCGAGGGCGCCGACAAGGAGAUGUCGGGCAUCGUGGUGUCGUACAAAGUGAAAGUCAAGCUGCUGGUGUCUCGAGGCGGGCUCCUGGGAGACUUGGCCCCCAGUGACGUGUCGCUGGAACUUCCCUUCACGCUGAUGCACCCCAAGCCUUCGGAAGAGUCGCUCCGCGGCCGGGAACCUGCUGAGGAAGCGCAGAGCGACGCCAACCUGAUCCAGUUUGACGCUAACGACGACGACAUCAUCUUUGAAGACUUCGCCCGUCAGCGGCUGAUCGGCGCAAAAGACGACGAGGACGAAGAGGCGGCGGAGGUUUACGACAGGUAGACCGGGGGCGAACGGGGGCGCCGCCCGCAGGUCCCGGAAACGCUCCAGCGCCCUCUCGCUCUCGUCGGCCUUCGGUCGACGUCCGCUAGCGUGCGUCUGCCUCGUCGGCUCCAAGGUUCACGAGUGGCGUAAUGCGCGUUUAUACGUCCGAUUUGACUUGGAACAUCUGCGUGCGAGCCGUUUCGCACGCGAGACGUAUUCGGUCGCUUUCCGACAGGCCGUAACAGUUCGACGACGAGUCUGCGAGUUCUUAAAAGGCACAUUUCGCAGAUGCCGCAUGAAUAAAGAACAUCAACCGUAUCUUACCCCUAUUAUUUAUGAUGAUGAUUCGCCCCCCUUUUUUCGACACGAAACUACUUCCACAUUUCUCAACAGAUUCAAAUUGUUCCAGCUUCAACAUAUUCCAAAAAUGAACGUGAGUGAAUGCAUUCAUUUUCUAAUUGCCAACAUUUCCCGCAAUUCCACGUUUUUCACCCAAACCGAUGGGACAUUCGACAAAACGCUUUCACAUUGUUCCCGUUUGAAUUUCAAAAUGUUCCGCUCAUCCGGUUCGUCUUGACCGCCGAAAUUUGACCUUUCCGAAAAUUUCAGAUUUCCCCCCCGCAUAAUUCUCAUAUUCGACAUUAUUCCCUCCACCGACAUUUCUUGACCGAUUCAAACAAUUCCAACUUCAAACUAUUCGUCUCAUUCCAGUUCCCCAAAGUUUCCAAAUCAAAACCCCAAAUUCAAAUCACAACUCUUUUGGGUGCACGUCUUCUUUUUGUGAUUGUGUAACAAACAGUAUACAAAUUGAUCAAUAGUAUGCAUGUAUCAAAUGAUCAGUAGUAUCCAUGUAUUGUGUAUGAUUGACAAGUGACAAAUACUAUACUGUCCAAAUAAAGUA